AGCAAUGCCGUGUUGUCCUCAGAACAGAUGAAAAUGAAAACUACAUCUUCUGCGACAAAAGAUACAGAAACUGGCGUGCACUAUACCUGCAUGUAAGACAACACUAUCUAUCUCUCAAAUGUACAUACAUAUCCCCUGAAGGCCGUCCAUGUAUGUAUUCCUGUGACAGAAGAAGCAAAACUUUGAUGGAAAAACAUAUGAAAAUGCAUGAUGUACUUAAACAAAAAAUGGUGGGUGAAACUAACCUCGAUGAUAGCCUAACAGAUAUAUUUACAGGAAAUGUUAACUUCGAUCCAGAAAUAUUCCUUGAUGAUUCCAAGGUGAACAGAAUUCUUAAUGAAGAAACUGAUGUUAAAGUACCAAAACUUGAAGAGAAGCCAGUUAAGAAGGUAGCCAAGAGAAGUACACCACUACGGAUAAAACUGAAGGAGAAACGGCGAAAUAGGAAGCCAAAGCCAAAGGGAUGGCAAAGAAAGGCACAUGUCCCUAAAAGAAAGAUAUGUUCAAAGCAGUUUAUUGAUACCUCAAGUAGUGAUGACACAGAUGAUGUCAAAGAUGAUAAAUAUGGGUAUAAAAGUGAUGAUACAGAUGAUGUCAAAGAUGAUAAAUAUGGAUGUACAAGUGAUGGCACGGAUAGUAGAACAGUAAAAUUUGGUGGAUUCGAUGAUCAAGAUCAAGUAGGGUCACAAGCAGAAUGUGAUAUGAACAGAGAGGUAGGAGAGAUAUGUACUGACAAAUGCAGGGAAGCCUCUAAUGAUGAUAAAACAGACAAAGUAACAGUUGAGAGGACAGUGUAUUUCGGGCACAAAGAAGUUGGACUCAGACUCAAAGAGGAGCAUACUGAAAGUGAAAGAUCUCCAGCUAUAUCUGAAAAAGGAGACUUUGCCAUUAUUCAGAUACCCUCGGAGCGUGAGUUGUCUUUUGAGGAAGGGGGUAAUAAUGCUGGGAAAAGUAGUAGCAAGAUGACAAGUGACAAGAUGAAAACGAAACAUAGAGAUGAUCAAUCUGACACAGUCCCUAAGAGCAUUAAAGAAGCCCAAAGAUCUAUGAAGACACAGUAUGAGGAGAGAGAUUCAUCAAGAUCCCCAAGGAUGAAAGUGAAAAAAUCUCCACCAUCUUCAAAGACACAAGUUGAGAGAGAUGAUCACCCAGUCUCACCAAAGAGAAUUUGUGUGUUCAUUUCAAGCCCAAUUAGAGACAGAGAAGUCGGUCCAGACCCUCUCUCAGCAAUAGCUGGUGGUCUGCUUUUAUUAAACGACUAUGGAUCUUCAGAGACUAGUGAGGAGGACUAAGUAAUUACAUUGAUCUCAAAGGACAUUCAUUGUACUUAAACAUACCAAAGGGAUACAGGACAUGAAGUGAUGGACUUGUUAUUAUGUCUAAGUUAAAAGACUUAUAGUUCGUGAUACCAUGAUGGUAUAUGGUGCAUAUGAGGCAGUAACAUUUAUAUUCAGUGAUCAUUCUUCAUCUACUGAGACGGAACAUUAGUUGCUGAAAAACGACAAUUGGAAUGUGCCAUAAGGAGUCUUGGAGAUACAUACUUGAUCAAGUCAACCUGUAUAAGUCAUGGACAGUUGAGGAAUAAUUUAUGAUGUAUAUAAAAAGAUACUCAAAAGUGACUCAGACGACAUUUUGUAUUUGGGUGUAUUUU
Molecule: messenger RNA, 1651 nt
Organism: Owenia fusiformis
Lineage: Eukaryota; Metazoa; Annelida; Polychaeta; Sabellida; Oweniidae
Source: the annotation of a GenBank genome assembly